This is a messenger RNA of Sphenostylis stenocarpa, 327 nucleotides long. Lineage: Eukaryota; Viridiplantae; Streptophyta; Magnoliopsida; Fabales; Fabaceae. The record is from the annotation of a GenBank genome assembly.
AUGCAGAAAAGGGAUAUGACGGAAGUAGAUAAUAAGAUUUUGGAUGAAGCUGACACUGGGAACAAGAAUGAUAGUUCUCUAGUGAAGAUAAAAGUGUUGUUUUUUGCCAGAGCCCGUGAUCUCACUGGCUUAAGUGAGAUGUCUUUGGAGGUGUCAUCUGGAAGUACUACUGAUGAUUGUUUGAAAAAGCUUUUUGUCAAGUUUCCGGGUUUGGAAGAAAUAAGAGGGUGCAUGGUUUUGGCUCUGAAUGAGGAGUAUACAACCGAGUCAGCCAUUGUUAAAGACACAGAUGAGUUGGCCAUAAUACCUCCAAUAAGUGGUGGCUGA